GUUUACAAAAGAUACUGCCAGGUUCAAGGAUGAAUUAGAUAUUAUGAAGUUCAUUUGCAAAGAUUUUUGGACAACGGUAUUCAAAAAACAAAUAGAUAACCUAAGGACUAAUCAUCAGGGUAUUUAUGUCCUUCAAGACAAUAAAUUUCGUCUCUUGACACAAAUGUCUGCAGGAAAGCAAUAUUUAGAACAUGCACCAAAGUAUUUAGCAUUUACCUGUGGACUAAUCAGAGGCGGCCUAUCGAAUUUGGGAAUAAAGAGUAUUGUAACAGCUGAAGUUUCAUCAAUGCCUGCAUGUAAAUUUCAGGUGAUGAUACAGAAGAUGUAGAGCACGUUCAGAUCUGGAUAUCUACCUUAAAAAUCCUUUGUGUGUGGAUUCGGUAUCUUGGUUCAGCUUUGUAUGUAGCUUGUGAAUUAUAGCAGUGUGCAGCACAAUUCCAAAACAUAUAAUAAAUGUUUAUCCAAAUAACU
Messenger RNA from Phaethon lepturus (White-tailed tropicbird), 471 nucleotides. It is a transcript of the gene TRAPPC6B, whose product is annotated as trafficking protein particle complex 6B. The annotation marks the transcript as partial. Lineage: Eukaryota; Metazoa; Chordata; Aves; Phaethontiformes; Phaethontidae. The record is from RefSeq and is a predicted model, not a curated record. Gene Ontology annotation, biological process: endoplasmic reticulum to Golgi vesicle-mediated transport; regulation of GTPase activity. Gene Ontology annotation, cellular component: TRAPP complex; trans-Golgi network; cis-Golgi network. The transcript is spliced from 4 exons.